Messenger RNA from Erigeron canadensis, 4268 nucleotides. Its product is annotated as ABC transporter G family member 29-like. NCBI's taxonomy places the organism in Eukaryota, Viridiplantae, Streptophyta, Magnoliopsida, Asterales, Asteraceae. Gene Ontology annotation, molecular function: ATP hydrolysis activity; ATP binding; ABC-type transporter activity. Gene Ontology annotation, cellular component: membrane. The record is from RefSeq and is a predicted model, not a curated record. Bases 16 to 4194 code for a protein of 1392 amino acids. The transcript has 22 exons.
UUACGAACAGAUUUCAUGGCAUCUUAUAUUGCAGACGAUGUUGAAAACCAACAUAAGAAGAGUGAGGACGAACAAGUUGAAGUUAAACACCUUGGUGCUGAUAAUCAUCAACAGAUUGUUGACAUGAUGUUUAAAGUUCCUGAGGUCGAUAACGAAAGGAUAUUGAGGAAGCUAAGAGACAGAUUUAAUAGGGUUGGCAUGACUCUUCCAACCGUUGAAGUUCAUUUCGACAACUUAACAGUGAAAACUACAUGCUAUGUUGGUAAUAGAGCUAUACCAACUUUAACAAACACAGCCCGCAACCUUGCUGAUAUGGCGUUCGGUUUAUUUGGUAUUGGACUAUCCAAGACAAGAAAAAUCACAGUUCUUGAUCAUGUUUCUGGGAUCAUCAAGCCUUCUAGAAUGACCCUUCUAUUAGGGCCACCCUCCUCUGGAAAGACGACGCUUUUAAAGGCUUUGGCUGGACGGUCAGACCCUGGCUUAACAGUUGAAGGAGAAGUUACAUACAACGGCUAUAAACUUGAAGAAUUUGUUCCACAGAGAACAUCUUCAUACGUCAGUCAAACUGAUGUUCAUGUAGCAGAAAUGACAGUCAAAGAAACUCUUGAUUUUUCAGCUAGGUGUCAGGGAGCUGGAUCUAGAUAUGAAUUGCAAACGGAGCUUGAGAAAAAAGAGAAAGAUGCCGGGAUAUCUCCAGAUGCAGAAGUUGACCUCUUCAUGAAGGCUACUGCAAUGGAAGGAUAUGAGAACAACCUAAUUACCGAGUACAUUAUCAAGAUACUGGGACUUGAGGUGUGCCGAGACACAGUUACAGGAAACCAAAUGAUAAGAGGAAUAUCUGGAGGACAGAAAAAGCGCCUUACAACAGGAGAAAUGCUAGUUGGGCCGACAAAGGUGGUAUUUAUGGAUGAGAUAUCAUCAGGCUUGGACACCUCAACAACAUUUCAGAUAGUCAAGUGUUUGCAGCAGAUAGCACAUUUGACGGAUGCCACCAUCUUCAUGUCCCUCCUUCAGCCUUCUCCCGAGGUUUUUAACUUGUUUGAUGACAUAAUCCUCAUAUCACAAGGACACAUCAUAUAUCAAGGCCCACGAGACCAUAUUGUUGACUUCUUUGAGAGUUUGGGAUUCACAUGUCCAGAGAGAAAAGGAAUUGCUGACUUCUUGCAAGAGGUGAUCUCCAAGAAGGAUCAAGAACAAUAUUGGGCGGUUAAAAGCAAGCCGUAUACCUAUGUUUCAGUGUCACAAUUCACAGAGCAUUUCAAACAUUUUCAUGUUGGUCAACAUCUACAAAAUGAGCUAAAUGUACCAUACAACAAAACUGAAAAAUCAGCUCUUGUCUUCAAGAAAUAUUUAGUCCCUAAAAAGGAACUAUUUAUGGCCUCCUUUGAUAAAGAAUUAUUAUUGAUCAAAAGAACUGCUGUAGUCUACAUAGCGAAGACUCUUCAAAUCAGUUUUGUGGCAAUAAUUGGAGCAACAAUGUUCUUGAGGACUAGAAUGCAUUCCCGAAAUGAAGAAGAUGGCGCUCUUUAUGUUGGAGCUCUUUUGUUUGCUCUAAUUACAAAUAUGUUCAAUGGGUUUCCUGAACUCCCAAUGACCAUUGAGAGGCUUCCUGUAUUGUACAAGCAUAGGGACCUCCUUCUUCAUCCAACCUGGGCAUUCACUGUUCCAACUAUCCUCCUACGUGUGCCGAUCUCUUUGGUAGAGUCUACCGUUUGGACAGUCUUGACCUAUUACGUUAUUGGAUUUGCCCCGGAAAUUAGCAGGUUUUUCAAGCACUUGCUGUUAACCUUUCUGAUUCAGCAAAUGGCAUCCGGAAUAUUCAGGCUCAUCGCUGCAGUUUGCAGAACAAUGACCAUAGCCAACACAGCUGGAACUCUCAUUUUAGAAUCAACUUUCCUUUUGGGUGGUAUUAUUCUUCCUAAAGCUCGGAUUCCAGACUGGUGGCAGUGGGCCUAUUGGGUUUCACCAUUAAGCUAUGGUUUCAAUGCCUUAACUACAAAUGAACUGUUUGCUCCAAGAUGGAUGAACAAAAUGAGCUCAGACAACACUACCAGAUUGGGUGUAGCGAUAUUAGACAACUUUGGAGUAACCCCAGAUAGAAACUGGUUUUGGAUUGGAGCAGCCGCUCUUCUCGGUUUAGCAUUCCUUUUUAACAUUCUCUUUACUUUCGCUCUUGCAUACUUAGAUGCUCCAGGAAAACCACAGGCAACUAUACCUGACAACGAAGCAAAGUUGACAGAAGUUGAUCAAAGUUUUAACACAAAAACCUCAAACAAGAUGGUUAUCCAGAAAAACCAAGAUACAAAUGCAGACUCUAGUCUUGAGGCUGCAGAUGCUGCUGCUCACAAAAGAGGGAUGGUUCUUCCAUUUACUCCGUUAUCCAUGUCAUUUGAUAACGUAAAUUAUUACGUGGAUAUGCCCCCUGCAAUGAAAGAACAGGGUGUUACAGAUGAGAAGCUCCAGUUACUUAGGGAGGUAAGUGGCACAUUUAGGCCCGGAGUCCUGACAGCACUGAUGGGGAUAAGUGGAGCCGGAAAAACAACUCUGAUGGAUGUCUUAUCAGGAAGAAAGACUGGUGGUUGCAUAGAAGGCGACAUCAGAAUCUCUGGAUUCCCGAAAGUACAAGAAACUUUUACUAGGAUUUCAGGAUACUGUGAACAAAACGACAUUCACUCACCGCAAGUCACCGUCUAUGAAUCUCUGGUUUUCUCAGCUUUUUUAAGACUACCUAAAGAUAUCAGUAAAGAAGAGAAGAUGCUUUUCGUGGAGGAGGUUAUGGAAUUGGUUGAACUAGAGAAUCUUAAGGACAUGAUUGUAGGGAUUCCAGGGGUUACAGGUUUAUCAACACAGCAGAGAAAGAGACUAACAAUAGCGGUAGAGCUCGUCGCUAACCCAUCAAUCAUAUUUAUGGAUGAACCUACAACUGGGCUUGAUGCAAGAGCAGCAGCAAUUGUUAUGAGAACAGUAAGAAACACAGUGGACACCGGGAGAACGGUUGUAUGCACCAUCCAUCAACCUGGCAUUGAUAUCUUUGAAUCAUUUGACGAGCUACUUCUGCUGAAAGCAGGAGGAGAAGUGAUUUACUCGGGACAAUUAGGAUUGAAGUCAGAGAAACUUGUCGACUAUCUUGAGGGAAUUCCUGGGGUUCCAAAAAUAGCAGAAGGGCAAAAUCCGGCGACAUGGAUGCUUGAAGUCACCUCAGUUGCAGCAGAAUCGAAUCUUGGGAUUGAUUUAGCACAGCACUACAAGUCAUCAAGCAUUUAUCAAAUAAAUAGUAGCCUUGUCGAAGAAUUAAGCAUACCUCCUUCAGGAACAAAAGAACUUUUCUUUGGAACACAGUAUUCCCAGUCAAUGUGGGGACAAUUCAAGUCUUGUAUGCAGAAACAAUGGUUAAGUUAUUGGAGAACUCCAGAUUAUAAUCUUGUUAGAUUCUCCUUCACCCUUGUCACCGCACUAUUAGUAGGGACAAUUUUUUGGAAAGUUGGUACUAAAAGGGAUAGUAGUACUGACCUGACAAUGAUUUUUGGGGGUCUGUAUGGUGCUGUAUUGUUUGCUGGAAUCAACAAUGGCAGCACAAUAGUGCCAAUAGUAGCCUUUGAAAGAACAGUAUUCUAUCGUGAAAGAGCUGCUGGGAUGUACUCAGCCUUACCAUAUGCAAUGGCACAGGUAAUUGUGGAAAUACCCUAUGUAUUUCUACAAACAACAUACUACACGCUUAUUGUAUAUGCCAUGGUGAGCUUCCAAUGGACAGCGACUAAAUAUUUGUGGUUUUUCUUCAUACACUUCUUGACGUUCCUCUACUUCACAUACAACGGACUAAUGGCUGUUUCACUCACACCUAACGACCAACUCGCAUCUAUCCUCACAUCCGCUUUCUACUCCCUCUUUAAUCUUUUCUCGGGGUUCUUCAUCCCAAGACCGAAAAUCCCCAAGUGGUGGGUAUGGUGUUACUGGAUGUGCCCACUAGCAUGGACAUUUCAAGGAUUGAUUGCUUCACAGUAUGGUGAUGUGAAAGACACUAUUAAAGUGCCCGGUAUGUCGUAUGAGCCGACAAUCAAAUGGUAUGUUGAAAGCCACUUUGGAUAUGAAGAGCAAUACUUGGGACUAGUGGCAGUAGUUUUAGUUAGUUUUGCAGUGUUCUUUGCAGUCAUGUAUGCGUACUGCUUGAACAAACUGAACUUCCAGACAAGAUAGACAGCAAAUCAUGUAACUGCCAGUUUAAGUUAAUUUGCACAUAAGUGUGAAUGCGUGAUUCAUCUGUAUGCAAU